Seriola dumerili (greater amberjack) is the source of this 1166-nucleotide messenger RNA. RefSeq names its product DnaJ heat shock protein family (Hsp40) member C9 (gene dnajc9). Lineage: Eukaryota; Metazoa; Chordata; Actinopteri; Carangiformes; Carangidae. The transcript has 5 exons. Gene Ontology annotation, molecular function: heat shock protein binding. The record is from RefSeq and is a predicted model, not a curated record. Bases 153 to 911 code for a protein of 252 amino acids. Gene Ontology annotation, cellular component: nucleus; cytoplasm.
GAACAGACCAGCGCGCCAAACCAACACAGAGAAAGCAAAACACGAGAGUUCUGGAUAAUAAACCACUAAAUUCGGUUGUUAAAACGUCUUCUAGACGCUUGAGAAAAAAUACAUCACCGGACAAAAACUCUAAUCAACGUACUUCGGUCAAAAUGGGUUUCCUCGAGAAGUGCCAAGAGCUCUUCAAGACCUCAAACCUGUACGAGGUGCUGGGCAUCAAGAAAGAGGCGACCGAGGCAGAGAUCCGGAGGAGUUACUACAAAGUGUCGCUGAAAGUCCAUCCUGACCGGGCUCCCGAAGACCCGCUGGCCACAGAGAAAUUUCAGGUGUUGGGGAAGCUGUAUGCGGUGCUGAGCGAUAAGGAGCAGAGGGCUGUUUAUGAUGAGCAGGGAGUGGUGGAUGAAGAGUCUGACACCCUGAGCCAAGACCGCUGCUGGGAAGACUACUGGAGGCUGCUCUUCCCUAAGAUUACAGUGCAGGACAUCCUUGAAUUUGAGAAGAAAUAUAAGGGCUCUGAUGAAGAGCAGCAGGAUGUGAUCCAGCUGUAUGUGCAGCACCAGGGAGAUAUGGACGCCAUCACAGCCUCGGCUCUGUGCUGCUCCCAGGAAGACGAGCCCAGGCUCUGCAGCAUCAUCCAGGCUGCCAUCGAGAGCGGAGAGGUCACAGCGUUCCCAGCGUUUACUCAGGAGACUGAAAAGAAGAAGAGGUCUCGUAGGAAGAGGGCUGACAGAGAGCGACAAGAAGCAGAAGAAAUGCAGAAAGAGAUGGGGCUUGGCGAUGAGGAUGACAGUCUUGUGAUGAUGCUCAAGCAAAGACAGCAGUCCAGAGAGAACAACUUUAACAGUUUCCUGUCUGACCUGGAAGCCAAAUACUCCAAAAAAAGUGGGAAAUCUAAAAGAGGAAAAAAGUGAACAGCGUAGCGUACAGGCUCUGGUUGUAGCAGAUAAAAUGUAUGUAAAUUGCAGCAGAUAUCGUUCAAACAAACAAAAGAAAAACUUACACCUACGCCUGACUGCUCACUUUUGUGUGCCUCCUCAUGAAACUGUCCUUUAUUUGGCCUCAGUAGCUUUUUAUGCCAUGUCUAUUAAAAAGUAAAUGCAUCUUUUAUGUAUUGUCAUUUAUGUCUUUUGUUGUCAAUCUUCAUAAACACAAAUAAAUUCAUAUUU